GACGGCCUGCUUACGACGGAGGACUUGGAAAGGCUAGAGAGGUCUGAUUUCACGACGGUGGGUGCCUUCACGACGGCGUUUGAGAAGAUGGCGAGGAAGGUUCUAGGGUUGGCCGAGGAGUCCCAAUGUGCCAUCUUCCUAAGCAACUUCACGGAAUGUGAGAGUGUUUCCCUGACCAGAAGAGGGACCAUAGGGAGGAAGUUGACUUGGGAGACAGUGAAGCAAAGCUUGGCAGAUGGGGAGCUGGACCAGGUAUACCAGUUUCAGAUGAAACAACAACGGCAGAAGCGUAAGGCUCGAGUUGUCACUGAAGGAGCAGGUAUCAACCUUCAACAGCUUAUUGCGGAUGGAAUAGCCAAGUAUCAUGCCGACCAACAGAAAGCGGCUGGGAAUCGGGUUUUGACAGUGACUCAGCCUCAGGCAAAAGCUGCGAAGAAGGUGGUUGAGCAGGUGGAAGAUGAUGAUGACGAUGAAGAGGAAGAACCGGUAAAGCUGACGAAAAGUCAGAGGAAGGCGCGGAACCAGGCCGCAGGUGGUCAAGGUUCCGGGAAGAAUGCAGGAGUACAGGCCGCUGCGCCGGCCCAAGUAAACGCAAAUCAGGCGAGCACAAGUGGUAUGCGCAAGGAGGCGCUUCGUCGAGCCGAACUAGGUCCGCCACCACCGGCCAUGUUCCGACUCUGGCAAGAGGAAGAUGUCAGGUCAACGAUAAAAGUGGAGGAACUGACCAAUAGUGAGUCCGAAGAGGGCAUCAGGAGGGAAGAGUCAGUCGUGAUAGAAGAGGAGGAGGAAGAAGAAUCGUAUUGCCAAGGAAGGGUCAUAGAUACCAUGGAGCGAAUGGAAGACCUCGUGGAGAAGAUGCAGAGGUUGAAUUUGAAAAUGAGGUCCAUUUGCGACGAGGUGGCGAAGCCGAUGGUUUACUUACUAGGCUCAGAGACAGGGCCAUCGAGUGUCAAACCGGCUUGUCAGACCUUGGGGUCAAUCCCGCGAUCUGGCAUUACAUUCCGACCUCCUCGAGGGCAACCCACAUUCCCGCAAGCAGUAUGCACGAGGCGUAAGAAGGAAGAUACCAGUAGCAAUCAGGAACCUCCGAGCGAAAGUCAGCCACGAGAGAAGGAGCCUGUUAUCGACGUAGGGGGCGAAGGCAAGGAGGAUGAGGAAGAUGAGCGGCUAAGGAAAGAAGAGGAGGAGCAAGCCGCCCAGCGCGCGAAGAAGAGAAACACGGAAGAGAGGCCAGAGAAAGCAGCAAAAGGAGAAAGCUCGCGGAAACAGAAGUACGCGAUACCAUUAGAAGAUGGCCUAGACAUUGAAGCCUUGGUCGAUAGGCUUCUAGAGGGUCAUAACGACCUGCUUAAUUUGAAGGAUAUCCUCGCCUCAGCGCCUAAGCUUAGGGAAGGAUUCAAAACGCGACUCUCUCGUCGAAGGGUGGCGAGCGUACGACUAGGAAAUCUCAUCGCUGCCGAGGCUCAUUGGGCGGUUCCUGGGACGAAAAUGGAUUGGAAAUCGGUCGGGACUGGGAGUGUGAACCUGAGUAUAAAGGGUAAGCCGUGUAGCGGAAUGCUGGAUACAGGAGCGGAGAUGAAUAUCAUUAAGGAAUCUGGCGCACUCCGCUUGGGGAUGGACAUCGAUCGAAUGGACUCAGGAUUCCUCUAUGGCGCAAGUGGGAAGACUCCUUUUACUGGGACGACAUCGAAUGUGGUGAUUGAAAUCGGGAAAGUGAAGUCUGGCGAAGGAGCUAAUGAGGAUAUACCUCCGGUAGAUGCAUUCCUCGAUGAAGAGGAAGAUGUGAAGCUCCACAUCAAUGCGCAUGCCGUAGGGGUCAGUGGAGUCAUUGUGCAAGGGCAGUCUGCUUUUCUUGCUCCUGCCGGGUACGUAAAGCGAGCAGAUAUAGUCCUCAAGGACUUCGUGGAGGAGGAUCCUUGGGGAGGGAAGGAGGUUGAGUGGAUGGCAAAGCUUGCAUUGACUGAGACUUUCCAGUUAGAAGAAGAUCCAUUGGUCAUUGAGAGUGGAGCCUACUCACUCGACACGCAAGCGAAGUAUGUGGCGGAUGUCAGUUUCCUUGUCAACUCAAUUGUCCAAGUGCACGAAGAUGGAGAAGGGAGUCGAGACCCUGUGAGAGAUAUGGAAGAGGACGAGUUCGAGGAAGGAAAGAUAACGGAGGCUUUUCGCGCAGAUGAGUACGAAGGCGUAUACCGUGAAUUAGGUUUGCUUCUCUCAUGUGAGAUGAGGUAGAGAGAGGCAACUAAGAAGGUACUCGAGAUGCGACCUCGCUUUUUAGUCCGGGAUGGACACCUUUCAUCAUAAACGAGGUUGGCAACCCGA
Chara braunii is the source of this 2319-nucleotide messenger RNA. The record is from the annotation of a GenBank genome assembly. Lineage: Eukaryota; Viridiplantae; Streptophyta; Charophyceae; Charales; Characeae.